Molecule: messenger RNA, 630 nt
Organism: Symbiodinium sp. CCMP2592
Lineage: Eukaryota; Dinophyceae; Suessiales; Symbiodiniaceae
Source: the annotation of a GenBank genome assembly
AUGGGAGUCUUCUGGGGUGGAACUGCUGAGGUGCUUCUGCUUGGCCCGGGCAAAGCUGCCCUGGGCCUUCUCAGGAGCUUGGAGCGGCAAGCGGCUUCGAAGCGGCAGCCGAAGGGCUGGGAGCUACAGGAGCACAAGGUGAUCUCGACCUAUGCGGUCCGCGGCAAAGAGAAGAAAGGCACAGGCCGCUUUCAACUCUUCGAGGACGCCAAGAAGCGCGGCUACGGCGGUCGCUCUGCAGGAGCCAAGCUGCGGCGUCACAACGCGAAGCGUUUCUUCGAGAAGAUCAACAGCAAGUUCGAUGAGUGGGGCCUUGAACUUCGCCGUCUUUGGAAGGAAGAUCCCGAGGCAGAGGGCGCUGUGAGGGGAUGGCCACCCACUGCCGUGUUUUUUGCAGGCGAUCUGCGAUUACGGCGGAUGCUCUUAGACUGCAAGAAUCCGAAGUGCCCGCUGCCGAGCGACACGAAGCUGUGGAUCAAAGUCCCCGCUCCCUUCUCCGAAGCGGAUCCUUCUCUCGAGGCCCUCCAGAAGACGGCCGAAUUCCUUUGCUGCGGGGAGGUGGCCACUGUGGACUCCUGUCCCGCGCCGGAGAUGGGCGAACAAAGGGGCUUGCAAAAUGUGGACCAAUGA